Hippopotamus amphibius kiboko is the source of this 429-nucleotide messenger RNA. Its product is annotated as hemoglobin subunit zeta. The record is from RefSeq and is a predicted model, not a curated record. Gene Ontology annotation, molecular function: organic acid binding; oxygen carrier activity; peroxidase activity. Gene Ontology annotation, biological process: oxygen transport; hydrogen peroxide catabolic process. Bases 1 to 429 code for a protein of 142 amino acids. Gene Ontology annotation, cellular component: blood microparticle; hemoglobin complex; haptoglobin-hemoglobin complex. The transcript is spliced from 3 exons. NCBI's taxonomy places the organism in Eukaryota, Metazoa, Chordata, Mammalia, Artiodactyla, Hippopotamidae.
AUGUCUCUGACCAGGGCUGAGAGGACCAUCAUUGUGUCCAUGUGGGCCAAGAUCUCCACACAGGCAGACCUCAUUGGCACCGAGACCCUGGAGAGGCUCUUCUCCAGCUACCCCCAGGCCAAGACCUACUUCCCGCACUUCGACCUGCACCCGGGCUCCGCGCAGCUGCGCGCGCACGGCUCCAAAGUGCUGGCCGCCGUGGGAGAUGCGGUCAAGAGCAUCGACAACGUGGCGGGCGCCCUGUCCAAGCUGAGCGAGCUGCACGCCUACGUGCUGCGCGUGGACCCUGUCAACUUCAAGUUCCUGUCCCACUGCCUGCUGGUCACGGUGGCCUCGCACUUCCCCGCCGACUUCACGGCCGACGCGCACGCCGCCUGGGACAAGUUCCUGUCCAUCGUGUCCAGCGUCCUGACCGAGAAGUAUCGCUGA